AUGGUUGAAACUCGAGGCGCCCGGCCGUCCUUUGAUGGCCAGGAUACACCAGACUUUCCCCCUUCCCUUCUGAGGAAGGCGACCUUGCCCCCUCAUAUUCUUGAAGAUGAGGAGCAUGGCUCACCUCCGGCUGCCAAAAAGCGCCGCACGGACGCUGGCCCCGACGGCGAGCUUUCACUACCUGACGACUCCAUCUUGAUGGCCGAUCAGCAUGGCCCUGGUCACAAGAUUGAAGAGGAAUUGGCAUCGGCGCUUGGGGAGGGUGUUAUUGAUACCGUUGAACAGACCGACCAUACUGUCACUGACCCCGGUCCCCAUGACACCUCCAACACCUCCAACGGCGCUGCGACGACCCAGGACGGCAACGGUGAAAUCAACCCCGACGUCGCUACAAUCAUUUCCGAGAUUAUGGAUCAUACUGAGCGUCAGGAGCAGACUGUGGCCAUGGGUCCGCAGGAGCUCCCGCCGUCCAACGAGUUUCCUGGCGCCAGAGGCUUUGCUUUUCUCAAAGCCAACUCCCACUUGAAGAUCCAAUCUCUUCCUAUCCUGGACAACCUGUCUACGCAAAUCCUGUCCUUCCUCUCCAAAAACACCUACCAGGACCUCACUGCCAUGGUCUCCGAGCCAGAUUCUGAGAACGGCCAGGCGUAUGCUACAAUGCGCUCCCUGUUUGAUCACACAAAGAGAGUUUAUACGGUCAAACACUCUUUCCUUCAGCCCUCGGAUCUUGAAAUUACAGACCCUUCCCAGAUCGAUGUCAUUCGCAAGGCGAACCUGGCCUCCUUUGUCUCGAGUAUUUUCGGCUCCCAGGAAAUCGGGUUCGCCGAAUUGAACGAGCACUUCCUGGACGUCUUUGUUCCGGAAGGUGGUCGCUUGCUGAAGGUUCAAGGUGCGUUGUACCUUGAGCUCAAGACACAAGCCUUCAUUGCCGCCAUGAACAACAAAGCCCAUACCCGUACUGAGCUUCUCUAUUCAAUUUUCCCCGAUGACAUGGAGCAGCGACUACUAGCAAGACGUCCUGGUACCCGGCAGCUCGCGCCUUCCGAGACGGAUUUUGUGAACCGUCUUACCUCUCGCCGUGACAUCCUUCUCAGUGACAUCAACAACGAGGAAGCGCUGAGCUCCUUGCCAGACAAGUACCACUGGGAAGACUUCCUUCGGGACCUCAGUUCCUACAUCUCGAAGAACUUUGAUGCCAUCAACACUCAACAAGGAAAGAAGACCAUUAAGGGACGACAACCCUCAAGCUCGAAUGGCGACGCGCAUGAGUCACCUAAUACCACCCACCAGGGUCAAUUUGCACUCAACCAACAAGUUGAAGUCCCAGUCGACCGAAACAUGCAUGGUGAUCUUGUCGCACGUGCUGCCCGAGCCGCGCAGAUUGCCCUCCAGGGCCAUGGCCUCCGACGGUCCCAGCAGCAAUCGCAGUCGCAGUCGCAGUCACAACCGCAGCAACCACAACAACCUCAACAACAACAGCAACAGCAACAGCAGCACCAACCCCAACAGCCCCAAUCUCAGGCCAGCCCGUCACCCAUGCCUCAUCACCCUCAACCCCAGCAGCAACAGCCACCACCGCAGAGUCAGCCCGAGCAUCAAUACCUUCAAGGUUACACCGCUGCUCAGCAACCGGUACAGCCUACGCACCAACAAUAUCACCACAGCCCUACGCCACCUGGCGGGUAUCAAGCGCAACAAGCCUCACCGCUGACCUUCCAACAAAGCCCGCUGCAGGCAAACUUCCAGCAGUACAACCCAAACGCGGCGCAGGCCAUGCAGGCCAGAGCAAACGGCAUGUCUUCCAACCAUGGCUAUCUGUCUGGGAUCCCUCACUACUCUCAGUCACAACCUACCCAAGUCCUCUAUGAACGUGCUCGUAUGGCCGCAUCCGCGAAAUCCUCCCCGACCAGCCGCAAAUCUGGCCUUCCUAGCCAACGCAGACCCUGGACUACCGAAGAAGAGAAUGCACUGAUGGCCGGCUUGGACCGCGUCAAGGGUCCUCACUGGAGCCAGAUACUUGCGAUGUUUGGACCUGGUGGAACCAUCAGCGAGGCCUUGAAGGACCGUAAUCAGGUUCAGCUCAAGGACAAGGCUCGUAACCUGAAGCUUUUCUUCCUGAAGAGUGGAAUCGAGGUUCCUUACUACCUGAAGUUUGUCACCGGUGAACUGAAGACCCGCGCCCCCGCCCAGGCAGCCAAGCGUGAAGCUCGUGAGCGGCAGAAGAAGCAGGGCGAGGAAGACAAGGCGCAUGUUGAGGGCAUCAAGGGCAUGAUGGCGCUCGCCGGGGCUCAUGGGACCCCUGUGUCCGGCCAUGAAAUGUCCGCCUCUCCCAGCCUUCCACCAGAUGCCAACAGCCAGUCUGUGUUUGAUCAAACGGCGGAGCAAAACCUGAUGCAGACUCUCAGCCAAGAAGUCCACGGAAACCAGUACGGUCAGCACCAACCGACCUCGGACCACAUUGAUCCACACAUGCAGCUUGGACAGUAG
This is a messenger RNA of Penicillium canescens, 2487 nucleotides long. RefSeq lists its product as uncharacterized. The transcript has 4 exons. Gene Ontology annotation, molecular function: double-stranded telomeric DNA binding; protein homodimerization activity. Gene Ontology annotation, biological process: telomere maintenance via telomere lengthening. Bases 1 to 2487 code for a protein of 828 amino acids. NCBI's taxonomy places the organism in Eukaryota, Fungi, Ascomycota, Eurotiomycetes, Eurotiales, Aspergillaceae. The record is from RefSeq and is a predicted model, not a curated record.